Molecule: messenger RNA, 1938 nt
Organism: Suillus clintonianus
Lineage: Eukaryota; Fungi; Basidiomycota; Agaricomycetes; Boletales; Suillaceae
Exons: 9
Coding region: 1-1938 (645 amino acids)
Source: RefSeq, a predicted model, not a curated record
AUGUCUGCUCACCACGUUACCCGCACCAAGAAUGCAACUCAGUAUCCUGGUCUUCCAGACGUGGUCCUGAAGAAUAAACAUCGUAAAACAGCAAAAGUAGCUGCUGAGCAUCAGUUCAAGUUAGACAUCAAAGAAGAGAAGGAAUCCAACAAGGACAUGUUUAUUGAUGCUACCCCAAGGGCUGCAGCCUUACCAAAGCCAAAACCCCAUCCAAGGCCCAUUCUGAAGAAGAUUCAUGUCAAACCCACCCCACUGCCUGUGGAAGACAACAUGUUCAUUUCUGAUGUCGAGAUGGACGACACCGUCGCUGACACCAGCACCUUCAAUCCAGAUCCAUCUCAAGCCUCAGAAACAACUGACUCCCAUGCAGAUGACUCAGAGCUGAAGUCGAGUGUCCAGGUUAUUGACACAACACCUCAGCCGGCUCGCGCCAAAAGAUCAGCCCUCCCAGCUGACAGCCUCAAUGACGAUGUCAUGGUCACCAACCUUCCAAUUUGGAAUGUGCCUAAGAAGGCUCCUAGUAGAAAAUCAGCCCCACCAGCUCAGGUUAAUCACUCAGAUGACAAACCUAUGGAUACUACUGAUCUCCCAGAUAAGCCUCAGUGGGCAAUGCUGGUCUUGAGCAAUGAGAACACACCUCAGGCACAGCCUCGUGAUAAUCAGACUGAAGAAAGUGCUAGCAGGAAGGAGAUGCCAAUGGGGAUGCCAAAUGAUAAGGGGAAGGGGAAGGACGAGCAACAAUGUGAUAAGAAACCGCUUCAGCUGAAAAGUGAUUCUACUAGUACUACCGAUAUAAAGGAAUUUUCAACUGGCAUCAAUGAUUGGGCCGCAAGCAUCCCAAAGAACACAAAGCCUGGUAGUAAGGCCAACACUAGCCGGCCCAGCAUUUUUAAAAAUAGCUCAACCUCGCACCACAGUGGAUCUGUUCUUCCCCCCCUGACCAAUGGCAGCACUCAAUCAUCAUCUAAUUCAGUCCUGACCAACAACAUUUUGAUUUCUCAUGCAGCGCCAGUGAUUCACAUCAACGAAGAACCCAAAAAGAAUCAUCGCCUUGAAAUCAUUGAUGGAGGACUCUCUGAUGAGGAUGAGACCCACGGUCUCGAACAUGAGGCUGUGAUCACUAGCCCUCCCAAAGGCUCCCCUGUCUAUCAAACUGAACCAGUGAAGAAACCCAGCAAUGACGACCUCCCCAAAGGCAUCAAUCAGACAAUCUGGCACCGUGUCUUUAUCCCAACAUACAUCCAAUAUGUCACAACAUUGGCCAAUCCCUGGAAGGUUCCCACCAAGCUGGUGUGUGAGAAGAUGCAGGUGAUUUGGGAUGUGGUCUUUCCCAACAUUACCCACACAGUGACAAGCCUUAGUUCAGUCUACUACAUUGCUGUCCAGCGAAUCACCGACUCCUACCACAGCCACAUUGGCUCAGCGGCUAUUGUGAUUGUCAUUGCGUACCUCAAAUCUCAGGACUCACUGAGGGACUCCAAUGACAAUCGUGCAGAAUUUGCGGAGUACGCACUCAGCAACCUUUGGUUCUUAUACAAGAAGGCGAAUGGCAAUGACAAGUCUAAAUUGUGGGGCCUUUAUCAAGGUGUAUUUAUUGUGCAAACCUUUGGUGCACACUUCACCACAACCCGUGGCACUCGGAAGAUACCUGGGGUAGACAAGCCAGGUGUACUGGCGAAUCCUGCUGAGGGUCUUGCAUUGUCGUGUGCCACGGUCAAACAAGCUUUGGCCCUCUGGUCUACUCGUACGCUCACCUUUAAAAUGGUUCAGGCUGUGAAGAACAAAACUAGCAUUUCAUUGCCGAAGACAAUGAAUCAGUCUACCGGCAAGGACAAGUUCGAAGUCAUCAUUGCAUCUGCCAUGGAAUUCUCAAAGAUGAGUUGUCGUCCUGGUGAUGACAUUGAUGAUGCUGCCAUGGAGGAUGACCUUUCUGGAUGA